Trypanosoma grayi is the source of this 324-nucleotide messenger RNA. Its product is annotated as Rab5-interacting family protein. The record is from RefSeq and is a predicted model, not a curated record. Gene Ontology annotation, cellular component: endoplasmic reticulum; membrane; EMC complex. Bases 1 to 324 code for a protein of 107 amino acids. The transcript has a single exon. Gene Ontology annotation, biological process: protein folding in endoplasmic reticulum; autophagosome assembly. Lineage: Eukaryota; Euglenozoa; Kinetoplastea; Trypanosomatida; Trypanosomatidae.
AUGAGCAUCGGUAAAACUAUUUACGUGGAUAAAGAGCUUGGGGAGAACAUGCGAAGCGUUUCGCAGAUUCGGACGAUGAGUGCCCUCAUCGCCGGUGUUGGGGCAGGGGUGCUGGGCUUGACCGGUGUCGCAGGCGCAUUAUAUUUCUUCGUGGCCGCUGCAUUCACAUCUCUAAUGAUAAUGAAUGUAGGCUGCGAGGGUACACCCGAGCGGUAUUUUCCCUCUGGGAAGAAAGGGCUCUUUUCGUUUGGAAGUCUUACAAGCGGUGCUAUGACUUUCAUCUUGGCUUGGACGGUGGCGUAUGACGCAAUUUACAUAUUCUAA